AUGGACACUGUGCUUGAGAAAAUUGGAAAAUUCAACCUGAGGAUUCCAAGCUGUUCCUUGAAGAGUCCCCAGCCUUUGAAGGAGUUUGUGGUGCACUGCCAAACGAUGCCGUCGAGAGUAAAGAAAUCAUUCUGCGGUUGCUUGCAGGAUGAUGAACCGCCAGAAAUUACAUACUGCGUGGUGGAACAGACGGGGACGCUCACGCUACAGGCAAUGACACCGACGCUUCCCAUGCCAGCGGAAGAGGAGUUGAACAAGAUGUUUCUGGAGCUGGUAGACGAGCUCGAUCUCACGCAAGCUAAUCGUCAGGCCGUGUUGGCCCUUCCUGCGAACAAAAAGUGGCAAAUCUACUGCUCCAGGAAGGGCAACGACACCUUGGACAACGGAGGGCUCAGGACCACUGACCUGAGUGGUGACCCCGAGGAUUACAUCAACAGAAUCCGGGUGAUAGCCAGCACCACCUUCUCUGAGGACGCGGAAGAAUUAUCCAACCAAAUGCGGCAAGCAGAAGCUCUGAAGACUGCCCUGAGGACCCAGCCGCACAGUUUCGUCCUGAGGUUCAUCGAGCUUGAUGGGUUGAAUGCUCUUUUGCAAGUCUUGGGGACGAUAGACGUCGAGGCGGCCAACAGCAACCUUCAUACCAGCGUGAUAGGAUGUCUCAAGGCGUUGAUGAAUAAUUCUAACGGCAGAGCUCAUGUUCUGGCGCAUCCGACAGCAAUCAACACAAUCUCUCAGUCGCUGGCGACUGAGAACAUCAAGGCCAAGAUAUCCGUCCUGGAGAUCCUGGGAGCUGUGUGUCUGGUUCCAGGUGGGCACCGCAAAGUCCUAGAAGCCAUGCUGCACUUCCAGCAGUUCCAUUCAGAACGCACAAGAUUCCAAAGCAUAAUAAACGACCUGGACCGGAACUUUGGGGUCUACAAGGACAAUCUCUCUUUAAAGACAGCGAUCAUGUCCUUCAUCAACGCGGUUUUGAACUACGGGCCUGGCCAAGUCACCAUGGAGUUCCGGCUGCACUUGAGAUACGAGCUGCUGAUGCUCGGAAUUCAGCCGAUCAUCGAAAAACUCCGCAAGUACGAGAACGAAACCUUGGACAGGCAUUUGGACUUUUUUGAAAUGGUCCGGAAUGAAGAUGAGAAAGAACUGGCCAGGAAGUUUGAGAAAGAACACGUUGAUACCAAGAGCGCGACGGCUAUGUUUGAUCUUCUGAGGCGGAAGUUGAGCCACACUGCAGCCUACACGCAUUUAUUAAGUUUGCUGGAGCACUGCUUGCUUUUGCCGCUAGAUUAUGGCUCCUAUCCUCAGCAUUGGCUGCUUUUUGACCGGAUUGUCCAGCAGAUUGUCCUCCAGUCUGAAGGCAGCGAAGCUGGCAAGGCACGGAACCCAGACGUGGCUCCAAUUGACAUCAAUGUCAAGGAAAUUGUCCACCUUCUGGCCAAGGAGGAGGAAUUGGUUGCUGCUAGGAAGAGGGCAGAAGAACUAGAGCGUGAUAAUUGUGAAAUGUCUUCUAGGCUGGCGAAGAAAGAGCAGGAGCUUGAUCUGAGGACUCAGGAGAAAGAAGACAUGGAGGCGAGUCUUGCGAGGAUCAAGGAACGCCUUGAAAAGGAGACUUCCAUGCACAUUGAGACCAAGCAGAAGAUCUCCGAGCUCCAGGACAAUGUUGAGACUCUGUCAAGGCAGGUUAAUAAUGAAAAGUCAGAGAGGAAGAGGCUUGAGCAGUUGGUCGCUUCUGGGAGUCUUCCUGAUGACGCUAAAGCGACUAUCAAGAUUGUCGAUGAUGAUGUUGAGGAGAAAGUUGAAUCUAAGCCUACUCCGCCGCCUCCACCUCCGCCUCCGUUAGCUCCACCACCUCCGCCGUGCUUGAUGCCCAUCGCUCCUCCGCCGAUGAAGAUGGAGAUCAUCAAAAAUGUUCCCCAGCCUAGCAAUCCUUUGAAAUCAUUCAAUUGGUCAAAGAUUCCGGAACAGAAGCUUCAAGGAACGAUUUGGUCUGAAUUGGAUGACUCCAAGUUGUACAAUGUGAUGGAUCUGGAGUCUAUUGAUAAGAUUUUCUGCGCUUAUCAGAAAAAUGGAAUCCCUGCUGAAGGAUCUAUUGAGGAUUUGAGGAAUUUGGGGAAGAACAAGAAGACCAUGUCGGUGAUUGACUCCAGACGGGCGCAAAAUUGCACUAUUUUGCUGUCUAAAUUAAAAAUGUCUGACAAUGAAAUCACGAGGACCAUUUUGUCGAUGGACCAGCAGAAUAUUCUUCACAUUGACAUGGUAGAGCAGUUGCUGAAGUAUAUUCCCUCGUCGGAAGAAGCAGCUCUGUUGGAUAUGAACCAAAAGGACUUGCAGAGCAGAGCUGAUUGUUUUCUGUAUCAAAUUUCAAAAGUGCCGCAUUACGAGCAGCGCCUGAGGUCUCUGCACUACAAGAAAAAGUUUUCAGCGAGCAUUGCGGAAUUGACGCCGAGGAUGCGUGCCGUCCUCGAGGCGAGUCGACAGGUUGCCAGAUCUCGACGACUCAGGAAGUUGCUCGAACUGGUUCUUGCGCUGGGGAAUUACGUCAAUCGUGGAAACGCUCGCGGCAACGCCUGCGGCUUUCGGUUGGCCUCCUUGAACCGGCUGGUUGAUACCAAGUCCUCCUGCUCAAAAGGCACCACCUUGCUUCAUUAUUUGGUUCAGAUCUUGGAGUCUAGGUUCAGGGAGGUUUUGGAUAUUGAAGAGGAUAUGCCUCAUGUGAAGACUGCUGCUCGGGUUAGCAUGGCUGAUCUUCAGAAGGAAGUUGCUAAUCUUAAAAAUGGAUUGCAGGACGUUCAGAGGGAAAUUGAGUUCCAUCGAGCUCAAGCCCAAGUUCUCCAAGGUGACAUGUUCCUGCCCGCUAUGCGUGACUUCCAAGCACAAGCAACCUGCCGACUAGCAGAAGCCGAAGAUCUGUUCCAGGACAUGAAGACUAGGUUUGACAGAGCAGUCAGACUCUUUGGUGAAGACUCUGCUGGAGUUCAGCCCGAUGAGUUCUUCGGAAUCUUCGAAAACUUCCUCCAGGCCUUGACAGAGGCCAGGGCCGAUGUCGAGAACAUGAGAAGAAAAGUCGAAGAAGAGGAACGUCGCGCUAAACAAGAGCAAGAACUGAAGAAACGAACGAUGGAGAGAAAAAACUCACGAGAAGGCAUUCUCAACAGCAUCGCGCUCAACAAGAAGAACGAGAGCAACGGCCAGGGAGACAAUAAAGGCGAGUUCGACGACUUAAUCUCCGCGUUAAGGACUGGAGAUGUUUUUGGGGAGGAUAUUGCUAAAUUUAAGAGGUCCAAGCGCCGUCCUGUCACUCCAAGCAGCCAAGAUUCUCGCAGACACAGUAUCCACCGAGAAGACUCUCGCGAGCGGCAUUAA
Cotesia congregata is the source of this 3360-nucleotide messenger RNA. The record is from the annotation of a GenBank genome assembly. Lineage: Eukaryota; Metazoa; Arthropoda; Insecta; Hymenoptera; Braconidae.